Messenger RNA from Encephalitozoon cuniculi GB-M1, 1758 nucleotides. Its product is annotated as MdlB-like ABC transporter. The record is from RefSeq and is marked provisional. Gene Ontology annotation, biological process: transmembrane transport. NCBI's taxonomy places the organism in Eukaryota, Fungi, Microsporidia, Unikaryonidae. Bases 1 to 1758 code for a protein of 585 amino acids. Gene Ontology annotation, cellular component: membrane. Gene Ontology annotation, molecular function: ATPase-coupled lipid transmembrane transporter activity; ATP binding; ABC-type transporter activity. The transcript has a single exon.
AUGAUCAGACUGAAGCCACGCAGUAACUUGAUCCACGGAGUAAGCGAAAUCUUUGGGAAGUAUGUGCUGAGCAGAACUUACAUAUACUUUAUGUUGUUUCCGAUAAUAUUUCUGGCAACAACUGCAAACAUCUUGUAUGAUUAUGUACCAUCAGUAAUAGUUCCUAGAAUAGCAGGGCACAUAAAAGAAAAUGAUCUUGACCUCCACACUCACUUGGUGUAUGAGUUUUUUCUCUACGGAGUGCUGGCUGGGAUUUUCGAAUACUUCCCCAUAUUCAUAAUGGCCUGGAUAAUCCAAGACAUAUACAGAGAUUGCUAUAGAGAUGUCUUCAUGGAAUACAUGUCGCUGGAAUACAGUGCCUUCCACGACAUUUCGCCGGGAGACAUGAAGAAUAGAAUGUAUAGGAAAUGCAAGGCUGUUGGAGAAGCCGUAGAUGUCGUUGUGCCUACACUUAUGAACUCGACCAUAUUCGUCAUGGUUGCUAUGGUAGAUAUAUAUAGAAGCUUCGGGGCUGCUAUAUCUUUGCUGUUUCUGGUAAUACCUGUAUCCUAUAUUUCGAUCACUGUUUUCCUGACAUCGAGAAGAAAUCGCAUCCGGGGGAGGUACAAUAUAGCAAAGGAUAAAUCGGUGAGAAAGCUCUGCGAUAUUCUGAACAACUACGAAAUAGUGAAGUCCUUUGGCCUUGAGGAGAGAGAAUCUGAGAUGUUCCACGCUUCUUUGCGGGAUCGUGUUACAACGGGAACUGUCUACAGCUGCUCUGAAAACAUCAUCACAUUUCUGCAGAAGCUUUCCUCGCUGGUUCCCCACAUUGGAAUUUUGUACCUCUCUCUCAACACCAACAUCCUGACGUUUGACAGGGCCAUAAAACUAAACAGCCUCCAUUCUUUCCUGAAGGAAAGAUUGACCGAAUUUGCCAAGGAGUUUACGGAGCUUUAUGAAUAUUACUACGACUAUUCGACCUCCAUCUACGAAAAAGAGAAGGAUUUUUCGGAGCAGGUGGAGAUCGAAGGAUUUAACGAGAGCAUAGUUGUAAGAGAUGUGGGGAUCAAGAGAGGAGAAAAGACUAUCUUGAAAGAGAUAAGCUUCACGCUGCACAAGGGAGAAAAGUUAGCCAUUGCUGGUCCAAAUGGUGCAGGAAAGUCAACCUUUAUCAAUACACUUCUAAGGUUCCUGGACUAUUCCGGGGAAAUCCUCAUUGACGGUGUCGAGAUGCGUAAGUAUACAAGAAGGUCCACAAGACAGAUAAUGGCAUACGUGCCUCAAGACAAUUGCAUUGUUGACGACACAGUUCUCAGGAACCUCCAGUACGGGAAUAAAGACAUCUCCUUUGAGAAGAUCAAGGAGAUCUGCAAAAGAUAUGGAACCCAUGAAGUGUUCAGCAACCUUGAGGGGGGCUACUUCAAAGAGGCAGGCCAGCAGGGAUGCGAGCUAAGCGUUGGGCAGAAGCAGUACUUGAGCCUGAUGAGGGCCAUAAUCAAGGAUGCUCCAAUCUUUAUCCUGGACGAGGCCACCUCUGAUGUUGACUACAAGACGGAGACGGAGCUAAUUGACUAUGUCAUGUCGGUUCUUGCAGACAGGACGAUAAUAAUGAUAGUCCACAACCACUCGCUGCUGAAGAAAUUCGACAACAUCCUGUUCCUGAAAAACAAGACAAUGAAGGGAUAUGGAAACAUCAAGGAGCUGCUCAAGUCGUCUGAAGACUUCACUGACUUUUAUCUUGGAGAGGAGCUUGUUCCCGACACUGGAAUCCAACCAUAG